AUGGCAGCAUCCACCCCCCUCGACUUCGACGAGUCCAUCAAGGGCGCCUUGCCCGCCGACUUCAUCUGGGGCUUCGCCACGGCCGCCGCCCAGGUCGAGGGCGCCUGGGACAAGGACGGGCGCGGCGAGUCCAUCUGGGACCGGUUCGCGCACACGCCGGGCAAGGUCAAGGACGGCAGCACGGGGGACGACGCCGUGCGGUCCUACGACCUCUACAAGACGGACGUCGCCCUCAUGAAGCGCUACGGCGUCACGGGCUACCGCUUCUCGCUGUCGUGGUCGCGCAUCAUCCCGCUCGGCGGCGCCGACGACCCGGUCAACGAGGCCGGCCUCGCCUACUACGACCGCCUCAUCGACGAGCUGCUCGCCAACGGCAUCACGCCCUACGUCACCCUCUUCCACUGGGACACGCCCCAGGCCCUCGAGGACCGCUACGGCGGCAUGCUCGACAAGGACCGCUACACCCCGGACUUUGUCCGCUACGCCCGCGUCUGCUUCGAGCGCUUCGGCGACCGCGUCAAGGACUGGAUCACGUACAACGAGCCGGGCGUCUACACCCUCGCCGGCUACGCCGCGGGCGUCCACGCGCCCGCCCGCUCGAGCUUCCGCGAGCUCAACGCCGAGGGCGACUCGUCGACGGAGCCCUUCGUCGUCGCCCACACGGAGCUCGUCUCGCACGCGCACGCCGCCGCCCUGUACAAGCGCGAGUUCCAGCCGGCCCAAAAAGGCCGCGUCAUGAUCACGCUGCACGGCAACUGGUCCGAGCCGUGGGACGAGGCCGACCCGCGCGACGUCGAGGCCGCCGAGCGCGCGCGCGAGUUCGAGAUCGCCUGGUUCGCCGACCCGCUGUACAAGACGGGCGACUACCCGGCCUCGAUGCGCGCCCAGCUCGGCGACCGGCUGCCGCGCUUCACGGCCGAGGAGAGCCGGCUCGUGCUGGGCAGCUCCGAGGCCUACGGCAUGAACUCGUACUCGGCCUUUUACGUGCGCCACCGCGACGGGCCGCCGGACAUCAACGACCACAAGGGCAACAUCGAGCAGUCGGACGAGAACAGGCAGGGCGUGCCGCGCGGCCCGGCGAGCGACACGUACUGGCUGCGCACGACGCCGUGGGGGUGGGCGAAGCUGCUGCGCUGGAUCUGGAACCGGUACGGCGUGCCCAUCUACAUCACGGAGAACGGCACGACGGCGCAGGGCGAGCACGGGUGGAGGCCCCGGGGCCCCGACGACGUGCUCGAGGACCCCUUCCGCGUCGACUUCUUCAAGAGCUACCUCACCGAGGUGGCCAAGGCCUCGCAGGAGGGCGUCGUCAUCAAGUCGUACUUUGGCUGGACCUUCACCGACAACUGGGAGUGGGCGGCCGGCUACUCGGACCGCUUCGGCGCCACGUGGAUCGACUUUGAGAGCCCGGAGAAGACGCGGUACCCCAAGCGGUCGGCGCUCUUUCUGGGGGACUUUUUCAAGCACUUGAUCCGCGAGUAG
Colletotrichum higginsianum IMI 349063 is the source of this 1482-nucleotide messenger RNA. Its product is annotated as Beta-glucosidase. Gene Ontology annotation, molecular function: beta-glucosidase activity. Lineage: Eukaryota; Fungi; Ascomycota; Sordariomycetes; Glomerellales; Glomerellaceae. The record is from RefSeq and is a predicted model, not a curated record. Gene Ontology annotation, biological process: carbohydrate metabolic process. Bases 1 to 1482 code for a protein of 493 amino acids. The transcript has a single exon.